Molecule: messenger RNA, 684 nt
Organism: Amphimedon queenslandica
Lineage: Eukaryota; Metazoa; Porifera; Demospongiae; Haplosclerida; Niphatidae
Product: sterol 26-hydroxylase, mitochondrial-like
Exons: 1
Biological process (GO): cortisol metabolic process; cellular response to peptide hormone stimulus; C21-steroid hormone biosynthetic process
Cellular component (GO): mitochondrial inner membrane
Molecular function (GO): monooxygenase activity; iron ion binding; oxidoreductase activity, acting on paired donors, with incorporation or reduction of molecular oxygen
Source: RefSeq, a predicted model, not a curated record
GCUCUCUCACAAGCAUGUGAUUUGUUGUCUGCUGGAGUUGAUACUUCUUCUAACACAGCAGUGUUUCUACUCCAUCAUAUUGCCAAGGAACCAGAACUGCAGCAAGCAUUGUAUGAUGAAUUUACUAGUGUUUGUGGUUUAAAUGGAAUACCUGACUUCAAUGAUUUCCAAAGGAUGCCUCUAGUCAGGAAUUGUAUCAAGGAGACACUACGACUUUAUCCAGCAGCACCAAUUAUAAGACUGGCUCAAACAGAUAUGGUCGUUCAUGGCUACAAAGUUCCAAAAAACACUUCAAUAGUUUUUGAGCUUUUUUUGAUUGGAAGAGAUCCAAAACUCUACCCUAAUCCAGAGCAUUUUAAUCCUUAUCGUUGGGAGGGAAAGAAGGAGCAAGAUGGCCUAGUUACAUUUGGUAGUCUCCCAUUUGGUGCUGGUGUCCGAAUGUGUUACGGAAGGCGUUUAGCUGAGCUAGAGCUUCACCUUUUGUUGGCUAAUAUUUGUAGAAGAUUUGUCCUCUCUACUGACCAGUCUUCUUCACUUGAACUAAUAAAGUUAACACUUUUAAGAUCAAAAGGUCCUGUUAGACUUCAUAUAAAAGAAAGGGAGCAUGUCUAAUAACACUCCUUCAUAUUUUGUCUCUUAGGCCCCUUACUUACUUCUUUUUAUAAUAAUAAUAAUAAUAAUAAU